Messenger RNA from Odontomachus brunneus, 950 nucleotides. It is a transcript of the gene Ssu72, whose product is annotated as RNA polymerase II subunit A C-terminal domain phosphatase SSU72. The record is from RefSeq and is a predicted model, not a curated record. Gene Ontology annotation, cellular component: nucleus; mRNA cleavage and polyadenylation specificity factor complex. Gene Ontology annotation, molecular function: RNA polymerase II CTD heptapeptide repeat phosphatase activity. Lineage: Eukaryota; Metazoa; Arthropoda; Insecta; Hymenoptera; Formicidae. Gene Ontology annotation, biological process: termination of RNA polymerase II transcription. The transcript has 4 exons. The coding region runs from base 313 to 900 and encodes 195 amino acids.
AAGCCUGGGUCGCGAUACCGUUCGCGAUUCCCGUAAUUGUCGCGUCAAUUAUCGUCAGAAUUUCGUAUUGUUUAAGGAACAAUUAAUUUGUUAUCAUUAAACGAAUCGAUCAGAUCGUAUUUACAUUCCCCCGUCGCACUUUAUCAUUUGUUUGUACAAAAAAAUAGUACUUUUUUGUAGAUACUAAAAUUCACAGAUUUACUAAAUGUAUCAGACUUAACCUCCAAACGCGAGAACACUUUUUCAGGUUAGGUGACGAUACGGUUUUUGUAUACCAUUGCGUUUUUCAGUUGUAAAAAUACGUACGAAAAGAUGCCCGCACCGAAUUCCAUCAGCGUAGCUGUUAUCUGUUCUAGUAAUAUGAACAGAAGCAUGGAAGCGCACGCUUUCCUGAGCAAAAAGGGAUUCAAUGUGAAAUCAUUUGGGACUGGCGACAAAGUGAAGCUACCUGGAAACGCGCCGGAUCGCCCUAAUAUUUAUGACUUUGGAACAUCAUACGACGAGAUCUACAAUGAUCUGUUAUCAAAAGACAAACAAUAUUAUACACAGAAUGGUUUAUUGCAUAUGUUGGACCGAAACCGUCGGAUAAAGCCUAGGCCAGAAAGAUUUCAAUUGUCCAAGGAUAAGUUUGAUAUUCUGAUCACUUGUGAGGAGCGUGUAUAUGAUCAAGUGAUCGAAUGUAUGGAAUCUAGAACUCAAGAGGAUAACCAGCCUGUGCAUUUAAUCAAUAUUGAUAUUCAAGAUAAUCAUGAAGAGGCCACCGUAGGAUCCUUUCUUAUAUGCGAACUAGUCACAGUGCUAGCGAAUAGCGAGGACUUAGACAAUGACAUAGAUGAAUUACUUCACGAAUUCGAAUCGAAAUUCUCGAGAACGAUAUUGCACACCGUGCUGUUUUACUGAAGAUCUGUUACCCGUGAGAAUAGCCAUCUGGCAGAUGGUGUUCGUCAAAC